AUGCCGCAGCUUUGGAAAUCGUUCUCGCCAAAGGGCAGCAUCCAGCUGAUUGAAAUGUACGACAAGCGUCAGGGAGAGAAAGGGGCUGUCGCGAGAAUCGACUUCUCACCACCGCCAGAAUUGAAUUUCUGGAACAGCAGAACAACAGACCUCGUUCUAGAUGGUCAUGAAAAGCCAGUCACCGUUCAUGUGGACGUGCUCAGAGCACGACAGGAGCCUCCGCCAAGCAGCCAUGAGCAGCGCUACCCUUCCAUUAUUUCCAUGCAGCUCAAGUCACUUGACUUUGGAAGUUUGCUCAACAAAGACACCAUGGUAAUCAGUGAGAGCAUACAGUCGCUAAAAGAUGGCGAGAUCUCACUGGAAUUCAACACUGUCAGAGGGGAAGUCAUUAUUUACUUCCACUUCCAGGAGAGGCUAAAAAAGUUCUCGAGAAAGAGACUAUACAAGCUCAUCACCCAUGUUACCGCCAUUACAAAUUCUCUUACAGCGGUCGAAAACUUGAUGCUAGCGUUGGAACAGUAUGAUAUAGUUCCGACUCGCACGACUCUCAAGCUAGAGAAAAAUCACAAAUGCAUGUGGGAUUUGCUGGACCAUCCCUCGGAUGACAGCAGCUCCAAUACUCUCGAGUACCUCAGCCUGACCGCUCACCACAUUUACCUGGAUUUUGCUGUCCGUUACAGACUCGAGGUAUGUGUUACUCGAGGCUAUCUACGUGAGCACGCAAUCGACGCCGAGUUCCUGGAGAAGUUGGCAGCGUUGGAUGUCCCAAAAGCGAGCCAGUUGCUGGAGUACCUGGUCGAUGAAGAGAUACAACUCGAGGACCCUCUACAACUAUUUGAAGAUGCACGAUUUCGCUAUGCCCCGAUCAAGAGAAAGAUUCCGUACUAUUGCUCGCUUGUGCUCAAGGCCAAUAUUACGCCAACGUCACUGAAGCUGAACCUCCCAAAUGUCGAGAGCUCAAAUCGUGUCAUGCGAAAAUACAACAACUUGCAUGACAGGUUUCUUCGUGUGCAGUUUCUCUCUGAAACAGAGUCUAAUCGCAUCGCAAAAGAUCGCUACAACAACGAUGAUGUCUGGAAAAGGCUUUUGCGUGCAUUGCACAAGGGUAUCCGCAUUGGAGAACGAACGUACGAAUUUCUAGCAUUUGGAAACUCACAGCUGCGAGAAGGCAGCGUGACCUUUUUCUGCCCGACGGCGCAUGUAUCGUGCGAUGACAUUCGCAAGUGGCUGGGCAACUUUGACCAUAUUCGCAAUGUCGCCAAAUUUGGGGCUAGGAUCGGACAGUGCUUUUCAACCACGCGAGAGGUGCGCGGAGUUCGUGUGCCUACAAUUCGCCACAUUGACGAUAUUGAGGCCAAAGGCGAAUGCUUUACCGAUGGCGUGGGUAUCAUAUCGGCUCUUCUUGCACAGCUGGUUGUUGAUGAAUUGGAACUGGACAUAGUCGGAAAUCCGUCUGCUUUUCAGUUUCGCAUGGGUGGCGCCAAGGGAGUUCUCGCAGUGUGGCCGCGAGAAUAUGCAAAGCACAUGGAAGUUUGCCUACGAAAGUCACAAAUCAAGUUUAGCACCGAGGCAAACACGCUUGAGAUCAUAAAGUGCGCCAAAACAUCGACUGCGACGCUCAACCGUCAAAUCAUUACCAUUUUGGAGCACCUCGGAGUUCCUCUCGGAGCGUUCAUGGCGCUGCUCAACAAACAGAUCCAACAUUACGAAGAAGCGAUGACGAGUCGCGUGGCCGCUAUUGAUCUCUUGACAAAGUUUGUCGACGAGAACUAG
This is a messenger RNA of Beauveria bassiana ARSEF 2860, 1773 nucleotides long. RefSeq names its product RNA dependent RNA polymerase. Gene Ontology annotation, biological process: siRNA processing. The transcript is spliced from 2 exons. Gene Ontology annotation, cellular component: nuclear RNA-directed RNA polymerase complex. The record is from RefSeq and is a predicted model, not a curated record. Gene Ontology annotation, molecular function: RNA-directed RNA polymerase activity. The coding region runs from base 1 to 1773 and encodes 590 amino acids. NCBI's taxonomy places the organism in Eukaryota, Fungi, Ascomycota, Sordariomycetes, Hypocreales, Cordycipitaceae.